Molecule: messenger RNA, 1608 nt
Organism: Emys orbicularis (European pond turtle)
Lineage: Eukaryota; Metazoa; Chordata; Testudines; Emydidae
Gene: STK39
Product: serine/threonine kinase 39
Exons: 19
Coding region: 1-1608 (535 amino acids)
Biological process (GO): protein phosphorylation
Cellular component (GO): cytoplasm
Molecular function (GO): protein serine/threonine kinase activity; ATP binding
Source: RefSeq, a predicted model, not a curated record
AUGGCGGAGCCCAGCGACUCGCCUGUCCACCUCCAGCCGCCCCCGCCGCCGGCCGCUCCCGCCGCCUGGCCCAUCUGCAGGGACGCCUACGAGCUGCAGGAGGUUAUCGGUAGUGGUGCUACAGCAGUAGUCCAGGCAGCGCUAUGCAACCCCAGGCAAGAACGUGUAGCAAUAAAGCGGAUCAACUUAGAAAAAUGCCAGACCAGUAUGGAUGAAUUGCUUAAAGAAAUUCAAGCCAUGAGUCAAUGCAAUCAUCCCAAUAUAGUGACCUAUUACACGUCUUUUGUGGUUAAGGAUGAACUCUGGCUGGUUAUGAAGUUACUAAGUGGAGGUUCAAUGCUGGAUAUAAUAAAGUAUAUCAUCAACCGAGGGGAACACAAGAAUGGUGUCCUUGAAGAAUCUAUCAUAGCAACAAUUCUUAAAGAAGUUUUGGAAGGCUUAGAUUAUCUACACAGGAAUGGGCAAAUUCACAGGGAUUUGAAAGCUGGCAAUAUCCUUUUGGGUGAAGAUGGCUCAGUACAAAUAGCAGAUUUUGGUGUUAGUGCAUUUUUAGCGACAGGAGGCGAUGUUACCCGUAACAAAGUAAGAAAAACCUUUGUUGGUACCCCAUGUUGGAUGGCACCUGAAGUCAUGGAACAGGUGAGAGGUUAUGAUUUCAAGGCCGAUAUGUGGAGUUUUGGAAUAACUGCCAUUGAAUUAGCAACAGGAGCUGCACCUUACCACAAAUAUCCUCCUAUGAAAGUGUUAAUGCUGACAUUGCAAAAUGACCCUCCCACUUUAGAGACAGGUGUAGAGGACAAAGAAAUGAUGAAAAAGUAUGGCAAAUCCUUUAGAAAACUAAUUUCACUAUGUCUUCAAAAAGACCCUUCCAAAAGGCCCACAGCAGCGGAACUUUUAAAAUGCAAAUUCUUCCAGAAAGCCAAGAAUAGAGAAUACCUGAUAGAAAAGCUUCUGACUAGAACACCUGAUAUAGCACAAAGAGCAAAAAAGGUUGAGCAGAAUCCUGGGAAAACAGGCAUGAUGUCAGGUUCUGAGAAAGAGCAAGAUGGCAACAGAAGGGUUAGACGAGUACCUGGCUCUAGUGGCCAUCUUCAUAAGACGGAAGAUGGGGACUGGGAGUGGAGUGAUGAUGAGAUGGAUGAAAAGAGUGAAGAAGGCAAAGCUGCAUUUUCUCAAGAAAAGUCAAGAAGAGUAAAAGAAGAGGAGAAUACAGAGAUUUCCAUGAAUGCCACUAAUAUCCCAGAACAGAUCCAGAAUCUAUCUAUACAAGACCCUCAGUCCCUACCUACUGUUAGUGAUGAAUAUACUGAAGUUCCACAUGCAGUGAAUCUUGUUCUAAGAUUAAGGAACUCUAGAAAGGAACUUAAUGACAUACGAUUUGAGUUUACUCCAGGCAGAGACACGGCAGAUGGCGUUUCUCAAGAGCUGUUCUCUGCAGGCCUGGUUGAUGGUCACGAUGUAGUUAUAGUUGCUGCUAAUUUACAGAAGAUGGUAGAUGAUCCUCAGGCCUUGAAAACGUUGACUUUUAAAUUGGCUUCUGGUUGUGGUGGCACUGAGAUCCCUGAUGAGGUGAAACUGAUUGGGUUUGCUCAGUUAAGUGUCAGCUGA